AUGGCGGCUCCCGUGCGACUGAUUUCAUCUCUUUCGAGACUAUGUCGGGUUACACCACUCAACAAUGUUGGACUUUGUAAUUAUCACAGCAUAUCUACACAGUCUGGAUCUCUACGUCAGCUUUCAUCGAAACUGAAAUGUGAAAAUGUUUGUCAUCAUAUCCUAUACAAUGGCCAGGCUUUACCAUAUAAACAUGCCACGCCAUCCAGUUUGAGAUGUAUGAGAACUUUUGUUAGUAGAAGUAGUCAGAAUACAUCACAUAUCCAUGUGAGACACAGAGGCCUAGGUCUGCCAGCAAAACAGCUGCUGCAGAUAAACACACACAGAUGUCAGCCUCCAAAAAGAACUUUUCAAAAAGUCGGGAAAAAUAGAGAAACAAGGGGAGGGUUAGGGCAACAAAAGACUGGACCGAAAGGAGGAGGAACUGGGGAGGCAGGGAUAACCUUAAUGAAGUCAUUAGCUUUUGCAGUUGGAGUUAGUAUAUGCAGUUUCACUGGCUGUAUGAUAUGGUACUAUGAAGAUACCAGGAGUCAAACUCAAAGGUUUGAACGUCACCUUCGUGCUAGUGCCACACAGAAGGUUGGCUUCAGACAAGAUAUGGAACAUAUAUGGAAUCAAAUACCACCUGGUCCCAAAGUCGUAGCCGGCAUCAUUGCUGCUAACUUUGCUGUAUAUCUGUUGUGGCGGGUACCAGUCUUUGCAUCAACAUUGCAGAGGUACUUCCUGUUAUCAGCUGAUAACCCUCGUUUAUCGAUGCUGUGCUCUUCCUUCAGUCACGUGAACUUUGUUCAUAUUUUCAUGAACAUGUAUGUAUUCUGGUCUUUCAAGGAUAUCGCCUCCAAACUUGGACGCGAGCAGUUCAUGGCUGUAUACCUUAGUGCUGCUGUGGUUUCUAGUCUGAUGAGUCAAGUAAACAUGAUAACUAGAGCAUUUCCUGCAGGUUCUCUUGGUGCUUCUGGAGCUCUGAUGGCCGUUUUAGGAAUGUAUUGGCAUUUCCUACCAGAAGGCAGACUUAGUGUUCCUUUUGUGUACAUAUUCUGGCCACACAGCUUCUCUUUGGAUACGGGUGUGAAGUUCCUCCUCGCCAUGGAUACACUGGGGCUGAUCCUGGGCUGGCAGAGGCUUGAUCACGCAGCUCAUCUUGGUGGUUUACUGUUUGGAUACUGGUAUGCCAAGUAUGGACGUGAGUUGAUCUGGAGUCAAAGAUAUAAGGUCAUAAGACAAUGGCGAAAAUUUAGAGAAUAGAAUUUAUGAACAUCAAAACUGUGAUUAACAAAACAUUAUUACAUGAGUGUGUAAAGAACAUCGUCGUCCUGGUUAUGAUGUUCAUUCACUAAAUUUGAUAGAGUGCAUGCAUGGAACGUCGGAUGUUUAACUCAUGGAUGAAAAAAGUAAUGAGAAGAAAAAAUUAACUUGUUUUUAUAGUCUUCCUGUUUCUUCAGUGUCAAAAAGAUUCAAGUUAAUGCAGCAUUGCUAAAAUACCUCGUAUCAUGUUUCAUUUCUCUAGUCACUACAAGUCUGGUAUAGUGAACAAUUUGUGAGGUACUCCCUUCCUUCUGUCUAGUAUACUAGACAAUAUAUGAGGUUCUCACUUCCCCGAUGCCUAGUAUACUAGACAAUAUGUGGGGUACUCCCUUCCUCUGUGUCUAAUAUACUAGACAAUAUGUGGGGUACUCCCUUCCUCCGUGUCUAGUAUACUAGACAAUAUGUGGGGUACUCCCUUCCUCUGUGUCUAGUAUACUAGACAAUAUGUGGGGUACUCCCUUCCUCUGUGUCUAGUAUACUAGACAAUAUGUGAGGUACUCCCUUCCUCUGUGUCUAGUAUACUAGACAAUAUAU
Molecule: messenger RNA, 1839 nt
Organism: Ylistrum balloti
Lineage: Eukaryota; Metazoa; Mollusca; Bivalvia; Pectinida; Pectinidae
Product: presenilin-associated rhomboid-like protein, mitochondrial
Exons: 9
Coding region: 1-1245 (414 amino acids)
Cellular component (GO): membrane
Molecular function (GO): serine-type endopeptidase activity
Source: RefSeq, a predicted model, not a curated record